GUUCUUGAUUUCCUGAUUUUUAUAGUUAAUGCAAUCUCACUGAACGAACCCUAGAAUUCAUCAAUCUGUAUUGACGAAGACCGCCAAUUGAGAAUUCAGCUGCUGUUGCCGACGAUCAUCGCCAUUGUUCUCCCGACGGUUUUCUGUUCGCGCACAAAUUUCGUCAAUUGAGGUGCGAAUGGGCAAAGGAGAGCUUAUUUCAUUACCAAUUUGCGAUUGUCUCUGGAUUUUGUUGUGAAAUUUGGCUGAUUUUUGUUGCGUUUCCCCCAAUUCCAAUUUGGCGUUCUGUGUUUCCUUCCCCUAAUUCAGAUUUUGAGCGACACAACGAUCCAAUUCCGAAAAACUGAAGGUGCUUGAUUCAUAACAUCUUACUACUUUUUUAUAUUCCGAAAUUUUCUUCAAAUACUCUUCUGAUUUCUGAUGUAUUCAAUUUUUUGCUGCAUCUCAGUACCUACACGCAUUCUGUUAUGUUCAUUAUUGAUUUUCGACAUGAUCAGUUUUCAAUUGUUGAAUGUGCACUCACUGACCAUCGAUUGAUGAAAUGAGGACGAAGAAAACACCAAAAAGUGAUUCCAAGGCGCCGAAAUCAAGAGAAAAGAAAGUUUAUCCGUUGCCUGGUCAGAAGCACGAUGUGCCUGAAGAGAGGGAGCCAUUGAGGAUAUUCUAUGGAUCGCUGUCGCAGCAGAUACCUUCCAGUGAAAUGGCUGAAUUUUGGUUGAUGGAACAUGGGCUUUUGCCUAUGGGGAGAGCAAAGAAAGCGUUUGAGAAGAAACAACAAAAGCAAAAGCAACUUCGGGCAAAUUUGUCCUUAUGUGCAACAAAGAGUGAAUUCAAAGAACCAACUAAUCUAAAAAAUGCCCGGGAAAAAGCACAAAAGAGCUCCUCAAGUGAUGAUAGCGACAAAAGUGACAACAAUGAUGAAGAAGAGGAGGAGGAUGAUGACCACGAAAAUGAUGAUGAAGUACUUUGUCAAAAGAGGAGGAAAACGAGUAGUUAAGAACCAAAGCUUCAUUUCGAAACAAAAAUGAAUAAGGGAUCCCUCUAAGGGGUAAUCAAAUUAGUGUAGAAAUCAACUUAUAAUCGUAAAAUUUUGAUCGAAAAUUUAACUAAUGUGCACUAAAAAUAAAAGGAAUUAUUUAAGAGUAUCUAAAGAUUUAUUAUAUCAAAAUACUAAUCAUUUAAAUCUUAGUAAGUACCAAAAGCAAAUA
Andrographis paniculata is the source of this 1208-nucleotide messenger RNA. RefSeq lists its product as uncharacterized. Bases 542 to 997 code for a protein of 151 amino acids. The transcript is spliced from 4 exons. The record is from RefSeq and is a predicted model, not a curated record. NCBI's taxonomy places the organism in Eukaryota, Viridiplantae, Streptophyta, Magnoliopsida, Lamiales, Acanthaceae.